Molecule: messenger RNA, 2046 nt
Organism: Erinaceus europaeus (western European hedgehog)
Lineage: Eukaryota; Metazoa; Chordata; Mammalia; Eulipotyphla; Erinaceidae
Gene: RAB2A
Product: RAB2A, member RAS oncogene family
Exons: 8
Coding region: 188-826 (212 amino acids)
Cellular component (GO): Golgi apparatus
Molecular function (GO): GTP binding; GTPase activity
Source: RefSeq, a predicted model, not a curated record
UCCGGCUUGCUGCUCUGGGCCCUUGACUUCGGAGGUGGACGGCGGCGGCGCGGGCGGGGGCCUGGCGUUUGGAGGCCGAGCGGCGCCGGGGUGAGGGGCGCGGAGGAGGAGGAGGAGGAGGAGGAGGAGGAGGAGCGCUCGCAGCAGGAGGAGGAGCCGUGUGCCCUGGCACCGAGCGGCCGCGGCCAUGGCGUACGCCUAUCUCUUCAAGUACAUCAUCAUCGGCGACACAGGUGUUGGUAAAUCAUGCUUAUUGCUACAGUUUACAGACAAGAGGUUUCAGCCAGUGCAUGACCUUACUAUUGGUGUAGAGUUCGGUGCUCGAAUGAUAACUAUUGAUGGCAAACAAAUUAAACUUCAGAUAUGGGACACGGCAGGACAGGAGUCCUUUCGUUCCAUCACCAGGUCAUAUUACAGGGGCGCAGCAGGAGCUUUGCUAGUGUAUGAUAUUACAAGGAGAGAUACAUUCAACCACUUGACAACCUGGUUGGAAGAUGCCCGCCAACAUUCCAAUUCCAACAUGGUCAUUAUGCUUAUCGGGAAUAAAAGUGAUUUAGAAUCUAGAAGAGAGGUAAAAAAAGAAGAAGGUGAAGCCUUUGCACGAGAACACGGUCUCAUCUUCAUGGAAACUUCUGCCAAGACCGCUUCCAAUGUAGAAGAGGCAUUUAUUAACACAGCAAAAGAAAUUUAUGAAAAAAUCCAAGAAGGAGUCUUUGACAUUAAUAACGAGGCAAAUGGCAUUAAAAUCGGCCCUCAGCACGCUGCUACUAAUGCCACACACACAGGCAAUCAGGGAGGACAGCAAGCCGGGGGCGGCUGCUGUUGAGUCUGGUUUUACCCGCUCACUCACUACCCAGUGGGGGCCUCCACUCACUCAUUCUUUUACCCUCCUGCUCAGCUGAGACAUGAAACUGUUUGAAAUGGCUUUAUGUCACAGAAGACUUUAAUCCUUCAAAUUCUUGUAUAACUUUGAAUAAAUGGUUAAUGUUCACUUAAAAAGACAGAUUUUGGAGAUGGUAUUCAUAUCUACUUGCAUUUGAUUUCUCGGUCAAUUGAUGUGAUUAUUUUUGUUAAAUGUUGUCUUGUACCCUUACCUACAAGCUGAAUGGUAUUCAACACUACAAAGUCAUCUCGAGGACUGGAAAUGGGUCUGUGUGGUUGGGUCUCCCAGCACCUGUGGUCACCUAAUGUUUGAUCUUACAGAACUGUCCUCGAACGAUUGUCAGUUUUCAAGGCUAUAAGGACAAACAGAAGGACUCUUUUAAGUCUAUUUAUCAUUUCCUUUCUGUAUAUAUAGUUUAAUAACCUGCUUGGGUGUAAUUUGCCAAGCUUGAAUUCUUUAAUGCAUUUGCAUAAAUACUACCCUGAUUAGAGCUUAAAGCUACGGAGGCAUUGUUAGGAAUUGCUUGGACACUGAAUUUUAAACUUUCUGACAUUGUUAACAAGCAUGUUCAUUUUUUUUCUUGUCACUAGUCCAAGAAAAAUAUGCUUAGUGUACAUUACUAAAGGCUAUGUAUGUGUUAACCUGUUUUAAUGCCAAAAGUUUGCUAUUUGUCCACAAUUUCUUUACGACCUCUUCAGAAAAGGAUUUGUUUGCCUUAAUGAAUACUGUUAGGUAAAAACACAGUAUACAGAGUGAAAAGAGCGGGAGUGAGAACUUCCGGGCGACUCCAAGAAGAAUGAAUGUCCGCGUUUAGAUGCUACAUGAUGAGGACUGUAAUCUUCCUUUAAACACAAUAAUGUUUUCCUUUCCUUUCAUUCACAUGCUUUCUAUUGUUCAUGCAGGACAGCUUUUCAACCUUGAUGUACAGUGACUGUGUGAAUUUUUUCUUUCAGUGGCAACCUAUAGUCUUUAAAAUAUGGUAAGCAUCUUGUCUGUUUUGAAGGGGAUAUGACAGUAAAUCUACCAGAUGGAAAAUCCUGUUAAAAAGUAGAAAAGCUUUAGUAAUUUACUCAGUGUGGUGGUUUUAUCCCUUUUCUUUUUCUCCCUUGGUCUAUAAUGAAAUUGUUACAGCAGUGCGAAAUAAAAUCCUGUGUAUAAAAGUA